AUGCCAAUACAUCGAGUUCCAGAAGAUUUUGAGCCAUUUUUUGAGAGUGAACGACUCAGUGAUGCAACUGUUGUUGCUUGGAAUAAAGUAUUUCCUGUCCACAAAGUCAUGCUCUCAGCUAGAAGUUCUGUAUUUUCAGAAAUGUUUUCAGCCAUAGCUCAACCGAGCAUAAAUGCUAAAAUUGAAAUCAAAGACAUGAGUGACGAUGUAAUAAAGGAAAUUCUAAGAUUCAUUUAUACUGGUAAAGUGAACAAUCUUCAUAGAGUGGCAGAUGAUCUUUUGGCUGCAGCAUCCAAAUACAAAAUUGAUGAAUUAAAAACUAUAAGUGAACAUUCUUUACCCAAAACAAUUACAACUCAAAAUGUGGUAAAACGUCUUUUGCUUGCUCAUAAUCACAAUGCAGCACUUGAAAAAAGAUGCUGUUCUCUAUAUUUAUAA
Nasonia vitripennis (jewel wasp) is the source of this 438-nucleotide messenger RNA. Its product is annotated as speckle-type POZ protein B-like. Gene Ontology annotation, biological process: proteasome-mediated ubiquitin-dependent protein catabolic process; regulation of proteolysis. The transcript has a single exon. The coding region runs from base 1 to 438 and encodes 145 amino acids. The record is from RefSeq and is a predicted model, not a curated record. Gene Ontology annotation, cellular component: nucleus; cytoplasm. Gene Ontology annotation, molecular function: ubiquitin protein ligase binding. Lineage: Eukaryota; Metazoa; Arthropoda; Insecta; Hymenoptera; Pteromalidae.